Molecule: messenger RNA, 573 nt
Organism: Mytilus trossulus (common blue mussel)
Lineage: Eukaryota; Metazoa; Mollusca; Bivalvia; Mytilida; Mytilidae
Exons: 4
Coding region: 1-573 (190 amino acids)
Source: RefSeq, a predicted model, not a curated record
AUGUGCCUUUGUUGGAAAACUGCGCAAAAUGACAAGUUAGAGCCAGUUUUCUUUGAGGGACAAAUGCCAUUGGACUUUCUACAAGAUCUAAUUUGUUCAUGUAUUUUCGGCAGAAACACAAAGCUGUACUGUACCAAAACAACAUAUGGUGGAUCAGGAUCCUGGCCACGUGGAAAUUAUUGUACUGCCAGGAAAGGAGGUUCCUGUCCUUCAGGAUUCAGAACUGGCAUUAUAUAUUGGGAUGACGAAGACCACAAUAAUGCAAACUCAAAGAAAGGAAUUCUUCCAGAUGGAACCUAUAAUAGAUACACAAGGAUAUACUACUGUUGCAGAUCUGAUGGACCUUCCUACAGAAGCAUAGUAUUACCAACAAGUAAGCCCUUCUAUCUGUACCAUUACACAUCAACAUUAUGUCAGCGCGUGCGUGGAAUAAGCGCACGUGAGGAAUUCGUGAAAACAGAUGACAAGGAUACUCAUAACUACAGUGCCGAUGGUGGCAGUCAUCCAAAGAAAAUUGAGACAACCAGAAUACAAUACUGUUAUUAUUCUUCUCUUCAAUUGUUGUCAUCAUAA